AUGAAGGAUUUAAUUGUCCGCCCUAUUCAGCGAAUACCUCGAUAUGAAUUGCUAAUUCAGCGCUUACUGGACAAUACCCCACAAGAUCACCCGGACCAUCCACUGCUGCAGCAGGCCUGCAAGGUGAUGCAUGACUUGGCUGUGAAGAUUGGCACGGUCAGCGAGACUCAGCACGGGGAAGAUAUGUUGGAGACACUGAAGAAGUUGGAGCUUCUGUUGAUUACAGAUCUUGCUGUCCCAGACAGAGCAUAUAUUCGCCACGAUAUGGUUCAAACACUU
Messenger RNA from Candidula unifasciata, 279 nucleotides. Lineage: Eukaryota; Metazoa; Mollusca; Gastropoda; Stylommatophora; Geomitridae. The record is from the annotation of a GenBank genome assembly.